UUGCGUGUUACAUUCUGUUAUAUUAUGGCAAUAUCACUGUUAUAUGACUGUGUUUGCUGGGAGAUAUCAUGAAUCAAAGAAGCGAGAAAUGAAUUUGUACUUUCGCGAGAUACGUCUAAAGACCCAAAGAUGACAAUGACACUCAUCAGUACUUGUGAUAGAUGUGUACCUUUUAUUAAUAUCGAGCUCUGAAUGAACAUCCUUCAGGAGCAAUCUUGUCAUUCAGAUUUGAUCUACCUGAAAUGCGUGACGAGAUUUACAUGUUCAGGUGCUGAGAGCAAUGGACAGGCGAGCGAAACUGAUGGAGGCCCGACAAUUUGACUGGGCGAUGGCGGAGUGUCUCGCCUUCAGCAGUUUGCUGAAGGAGGGCCAUCACGUUAGAUUGUCCGGGCAGGACGUCGAGCGCGGCACCUUUACCCAACGGAUACACAUUGUUCACGAUCAGAGCAGAGACAAGACCUACAAGAAUAUCCUGCACGACGUUUUCCCGGGGCAAGCUUUGUACACCGUUUCGAAUUCGUCAUUGUCGGAGUACGGCGUUGUAGGAUUCGAGUUGGGAUAUUCGGCAUACAAUCACAAUACGCUGACGCUUUGGGAAGCACAGUUCGGCGAUUUCGCGAAUACCUGUCAGGUCAUACUAGAUUCAUUAUUGUGUUCCGGACAAACCAAAUGGGGCAGACAGGUGGGAUUGGUACUGUUACUGCCACAUGGCACGGAGGCUCAAGGGCCUGAACAUUCGUCUGCCAGAUUGGAGAGAUUCCUUCAGCUGUGCGAUGACGAGUGUACUCACGUGCCCGGAACGGAGCCCGGAGCUCCUAGCGGCGAGACUAUCGAGCAGAUCAUGACCAGGCAGCUUUUUGAGAUAAACUGGAUUAUCUGCAAUAUCACAACACCUGCCAAUAUGGUACACGUUCUGCGUCGGCAGAUACUGAUGCCGUUCCGAAAACCGUUGGUAAUUAUGAGCCCGAAAUCAUUGCUACGUCACCCGAUGGCGGUAUCGAACUUCGAGGAGAUAGGACCGGGCACGAGCUUUAAGCACGUUUUGCCCGAUCCCUAUGUGAAACCCGGGAACGUGAAGAAGGUGCUGCUUUGUACCGGCAAGGUGUAUUACGAUCUGAUCGUCGAACGGCAAGAGAGACAACUGGAGGACAAGAUAGCGGUCGUCAGAAUCGAGCAGAUUAGUCCGUUCCCGUAUCAUCUCGUCGCGAACGAAGUGGCGAAGUAUCCAGGAGCGAAAGUAAGAGACUUUCUGAAUUAAGUAUAACGCGGCUGUCAUCGAAUGAAUUAACGUUGACUUCUUUCUGUCAACGGAGAGUAACAGUUUGUUACCACACGGAUUACGUAUGCAUAUAGA
Molecule: messenger RNA, 1354 nt
Organism: Ooceraea biroi (clonal raider ant)
Lineage: Eukaryota; Metazoa; Arthropoda; Insecta; Hymenoptera; Formicidae
Product: 2-oxoglutarate dehydrogenase, mitochondrial
Biological process (GO): tricarboxylic acid cycle
Cellular component (GO): oxoglutarate dehydrogenase complex; mitochondrion
Molecular function (GO): thiamine pyrophosphate binding; oxoglutarate dehydrogenase (succinyl-transferring) activity
Source: RefSeq, a predicted model, not a curated record